AAAAGCUCGUCAACAAAAUCAAUUGGAAGGUAAAAAAUUGAAUCAAAAAGAUUCAGUUAUUGAUGUACUUAAUCAAUUAUGUCGAGAUCAAUACAGUAUAGAAGAACUUCGAACUCGUCCAUUACCAGAAGGUGUUGAUCCAUCAAAAAUUGAAUCUUAUCUUUCUGAAACAGAUUUUCAAAAACAAUUUCAUAUGUCUAAAGACGAAUUCUACGCUUUACCAUAUUGGAAACAAACAAAUAUUAAAAAACCACUUGGCUUUUUCUAA
Molecule: messenger RNA, 268 nt
Organism: Adineta steineri
Lineage: Eukaryota; Metazoa; Rotifera; Eurotatoria; Adinetida; Adinetidae
Source: the annotation of a GenBank genome assembly